Lytechinus variegatus (green sea urchin) is the source of this 1065-nucleotide messenger RNA. RefSeq lists its product as uncharacterized. The coding region runs from base 1 to 1065 and encodes 354 amino acids. Lineage: Eukaryota; Metazoa; Echinodermata; Echinoidea; Temnopleuroida; Toxopneustidae. The transcript has 3 exons. The record is from RefSeq and is a predicted model, not a curated record.
AUGAGUAGCAAUCUGAGAAAGCAACAGGAGGAAUCAAGCAAAGCCCUUCUAAAAGUGUUCCAGUGCCUGCGCUAUCUCCUGCGUCAGGGACUUCCAUUCCGGGGGCAUACGCCAGAGGAAGGUAAUUUUGUUCAACUCCUCAAACUUUUCCGGGAAAGCGACGCCGGUCUUGAUGACUAUCUCAAACGGGCAAUCAACUUCACUUCCCCACAAUCUCAGGAAGAGAUGAUUCAGAUGUUCUGUCAUCAAAUCGUGAGAACUCUGGCUGAAGGUAUCGCAAAGAAUGGAACUUUUGGUGUAAUGGUUGAUGGAACUCAAGACAUAAGUGGUGCAGAACAAGAGUCCAUUUGCUUUCGCCAUGUUGAUGACAAUCUCAUCGUGCAUGAAGACUUUGUGGGACUGUAUGAACUACCAAACACGUCCGGUGAAGUAAUUUGCAGCAUGAUAUGCGAUGUCAUCACUCGCCUAUCACUGUCGGUGGAUAACCUGAGGGCCCAGACAUAUGAUGGUGCAGCCAUCAUGCAGGGACAAUACAGGGGGUGUCAAGCUAGAGUGAAAGAACGACAACCGCUCGCAUUGCAUUUUCAUUGUGGAUCCCAUGUAGCAAAUCUCAUCAUGCAGCAUGCAGUUUCGGAGUGUUCCGCUGUUCGAGAUGCUAUCCAGUGGGUGCAUGAGCUGGGUGUUCUUUUCAAGAGAUCUGGAAAGUACAAAGCCAUCUUUGAGGAGAUUGGACACGACAGCUCUUCUGAUGAUCAGCCGAUGAAGCCUUCGACAAUUCGGCCCUUGUGUCCUACUCGUUGGCUAUGUAGGUUAGCUGCCAUCCUCUCCGUCAAGGAUAACUACAAGGCUGUUCUCGAAAGCCUCAGAGAGAUGGCGUCAUCGGGUUCUACAGAAUCAGCUGCCAAGGCGAAUGGCCUCCUCGAUCGCUUUGAGAAGGGAGAAACCUACCUCAGCCUUGAGAUGGUCACCAAGCCUAUAGCAGCUCUACAGCAACUGAAUCGUUCCUGCCAAGCCCGCUCAGCUGUCGUUUCAGGUAUGCUUAGAAGCAGUCAGCAGUCAGCAUGA